UCACUAAGCGUUGGUUUGGCUCGCAUUUCUAAGUUGACAUUUCGCGCGAAUAGAGGUCAAAAUUUCGCCGUUGAAAUUUAUUUUUGAAUAAAAGUCGCGAGCCUUUGAUAAAAAUGUCUGGACGUGGAAACUUGCUGUCUUUAUUUAAUAAAAAGACGGAGACUAAAAAAAGUGCUCUAUUUACUCAAGAGCAUACCAAUGACAGUGGAUUAGAUGCGGACCAGUCUAAUUUGAGGGGAACCUAUAAAAAAACGGCCCGGAACACUACAAGUGAUCUUGCAUCGACUUCUAACAGUUUUAGCAUUUCAAUUGGAAGGGGGCGUGCCAAUUUAUUGCAUUCUAUUAAAAAGGAAACAAUAAAGUCGGGCCUUUCCUCAUCGUUGGAAAAAGGAAUUGCUUGUCAAGAUCAAAACAAAAUAUGUAAUUUAAAUAGAAAUAUUAAUGCUACUAGCGACGACACAAAUAACCAAAUUAUUCUAAAAAAUGGUUUAUUUUAUCCCAACACGAUAUACGGCAGCGAAGGUUCUCUGGUUAAUCUGUCAUGUAAUUAUAUAGGUCUAAAGUCUGAUCCGAAGAAGGGAGUCUAUCUGUAUGAAGUACGAUUCAAUCCUUCUGUUGAUUCAAUUUAUCUAAGAAUGAAGUACUUGAAUGAACACAGUAAACAAUUCGGAGGCAUUAAAACCUUUGAUGGAACAACCCUAUACUUGCCGAUUAUGUUAGAAAGGGAAUUGACAACUUUUAUUUCAAAAGGCCCUUCCAACGAAGACAUCGAAAUUAGAAUUUUAUUCAAGAAAAGAGAGUCCCUUAAAAAUUGUAUACAAUUAUACAAUAUAUUAUUUGAUCGAAUCAUGAAAACCCUAAAUUAUGUUAAAUUCGAUAGAAAGCAAUUCGAUCCCUCCCGUCCGAAAGUGAUUCCAACAGCCAAGCUCGAAGUUUGGCCAGGUUACGUAACUGCUGUCGAUGAAUACGACGGUGGUUUAAUGCUUUGCUGUGAUGUAUCCCAUCGUUUGCUUUGUCAAAAAACGGUAUUGGAUAUGCUAAUAGAGAUCUAUCAACACUGCAAAGCCAACUAUCAAGACAAAGCAAAAAAGUACUUGAUUGGAAGUGUAAUAAUAACUCGCUAUAAUAAUCGGACGUACAGAAUUGACGAUAUAUGCUUUUCUCAAAAUCCGUAUUCAGAAUUUGAAACAAGAACUGGAUUUUGCAGUUACAUUGACUACUACAAAAAUAACCAUAAUAUAACAAUUAAAGAUGGCAAACAACCAUUACUCAUUAGCUUAAAGCAGUCAAGAAAAAAUGACACCUCGAAUAAAGGAAACGUACGAUUUUGCUUAAUUCCGGAACUUUGUUAUCUUACCGGACUCCACGAUGAAAUUCGGGCCGACAAAAAACUAAUGCGUGAGAUUGCAACUGUCACCAAUGUAACACCGAAUAAUCGUAUGCUAGCGCUGGAUAAAUACUUUAAAAAUGUCACAGAAAACGAUGAGGCUCGAGAAAUCCUUGAAAAUUGGGGAUUGUCACUACAUAAAAACUACCAUAAUAUAGUCGGUCGGAAAAUAGAUUCGGUACAAAUUUAUUUCGCAAAGCAUUGUAUUUCAGCCGGACAUAAUGCAGAAUUUUCCAAAGAUGCCGUAAGAAACGAAUUGCUGGAAGUUAUAAAUUUAAACAGUUGGGUCUUGAUUUAUCACAAAAAUGAUUUAAAAGCUGCUAAAUCAUUUUUACAUAAUAUGAAAAAUUGCAGUGAUGUCUUCGGAAUGAACAUAUGUAAGCCGAAUGUCAUUAUUUUAGAACAUGAUCGAAUAGACACAUAUGUCGAUGCUUUACGUCGAAACAUUUGUGCUAAAACUCAAAUAGUCGUGUGUAUAUGUCCCACUAGCAGAGAUGACAGAUAUAGUGUUAUUAAAAAAAUAUGCUGUUCUGAGAUACCAGUCGCUUCACAGGUUAUAAACUCAAGAACACUAUUCAACGAAACAAAAAAUCGAUCAAUUGUUCAAAAAAUUAUUUUACAAAUAAAUUGUAAAAUUGGAGGAUCAUUGUGGACCGUAAAAAUACCCUUCAAGAAUGUAAUGAUCUGUGGAAUAGACUCUUAUCAUGAUCCGAAUCAAAAGGGCAACUCUGUGGCUGCACUUGUAGCUUCUUUAAACUCAUCCUAUACACAUUGGUAUAGCAAAGCUGUAAUUCAAUCUAAAAAGGAAGAACUUGUUAAUGGACUUACAUCAUCUUUUGAAGCUGCUCUAGAGAGCUAUAAGACCCGAAAUGGUCAGCUUCCAGACAAAGUAAUUAUUUACAGAGAUGGAGUUGGAGAUGGUCAAUUAAAUUCGUGUGUCAUGUACGAAAUUCCGCAGUUCGAAAGAGUUUGCGGUAAAAAUAUGAAAAUCACUUUUUUAGUAAUUCAAAAACGAAAUAAUACUAGAUAUUUUUUGAAUAACGAAAACACUUAUGAAAAUCCGUUGCCGGGGACAGUAGUUGAUAAAUACAUCACUAGAUCAGACAUGUACGAUUUCUUUUUGGUUUCACAAUCAGUUCGCCAAGGUACAGUGAGCCCAACGCAUUUCAUUGUACUACGUGACGAUGCUAAUUAUGGACCUGAUAUUAUACAAAAAUUAAGUUAUAAACUAUGUUACUUGUAUUAUAACUGGCCUGGAACAGUUCGGGUUCCUGCGUGUUGUAUGUACGCCCAUAAGCUGGCAUACUUGAUUGGUCAAAGUGUUCAACGGGAUAUUGCAAGCAACUUAUCGGAAAAACUUUUUUAUUUAUAAGAAUGUAAUGUCUUGCAUAAUAAAGAUGAAAUAUUAAGAUGAACACGUAUAAUAAUGUAUAAUAACGCUUAAUGAAAUAAAUAAAGGGAAUAUGAAAUAUA
Molecule: messenger RNA, 2860 nt
Organism: Drosophila mojavensis
Lineage: Eukaryota; Metazoa; Arthropoda; Insecta; Diptera; Drosophilidae
Product: protein argonaute-3
Exons: 8
Coding region: 114-2759 (881 amino acids)
Biological process (GO): regulatory ncRNA-mediated gene silencing
Cellular component (GO): P granule
Molecular function (GO): piRNA binding; protein binding
Source: RefSeq, a predicted model, not a curated record